GCCGCGCAUUGUGUUGCCGCUUGUUGCUGGUCUAUGUAUCUCGUGUGCGGGUGUCAACGGGUGUGCAGUGCGCGUAAUAAGCGCAUCGACAAAUCUACACAAUAAUCCAGCAGUGCGGUCCCAACCAGUGCCGAUAUUCCCGCUUCCGUGCGGUGCGUGCUGCAUAGAAUCGUGUAGUCUUUACGUAUCGUGCUGUUGCAUUCAUCACAGUGAGAUUACGAUUAUGUUUGCUGAUAUUGAGGCGAAAUCUUCGUCGCCGUCGAGGAAACUAGCUGACAAAAACAGCGCCGCGACCAUCGACAAUCGAUCAUGCACUAGGCCUACGUCAAGGUUUUUGUGAAUUGCGUUAUUUUGGUUUUGCAUGUGAAGCCUAUGUGCCGGGAGCAACUCUUGUUCUUCGAUUUUAUUGGUGUGCAUUUUUGAGAUUGUACAGGCAGAAUGACAAAUUCUCAGUUAUGGUUUCGCGGCGUUCGCAGCUCCAAGUUUCGGCACGUCUACGGAGAGCCUGCGAAGCGCGAGAAAUGCUACGAGAAUAUUCAAAUAACGAAGAAUGCGCACGAUUCGCAAUUCUGUGCAGUCAAUCCGAAGUUCAUCGCUAUCGUCACCGAAGUUGCCGGUGGCGGAGCAUUCGUUGUACUGCCCCUAGAUUGUACUGGUCGAUUGGAUUUUAACGCCAGUCGAGUAACCGGACAUCGUGGUGCCGUCUUAGACAUAAAAUGGAAUCCUUUCAACGACAACGUAAUUGCGUCGUGCUCGGACGACUGCACCAUCAAAUUAUGGCACAUUCCUGACGCCGGCCUUUCAACACAUCUUACCGACUGGCUGGUUGAGUUGGUUGGACAUAAACGACGCGUUUCAUACAUCGAAUGGCAUCCGACAGCUGAAAACAUCUUGUUCAGCGCUGGUUUCGAUCACUUGGUGAUUGUUUGGGACAUAGAGAAAGGCAACGCCGUUAACAUGAUCAACUGCCAUCCAGAUGUUAUCUAUUGUAUGGCGCUGAAUCGCGAUGGAAGUUUGUUAGCAACGACCUGUAAGGAUAAGAAGCUGCGAAUUAUCGAACCGCGCAGCGGUCAAGUGAAAGCUGAGGGCAUCUGUCACGCUGGUUCCAAAGCAAGUAAAGUAACAUUCCUCGGCACAUCUGGUAGACUGCUCACAACAGGCUUUUCGCGACAUUCCGACCGACAGUAUUCGGUGUGGGACCAAACCAACUUGUCGCAACCCCUUACUGUAGACACCAUAGACAGCUCAUCAGGGGUUGUCUUCCCAUACUACGAUCAUGACACCAACAUUGUGUAUCUCGCCGGAAAAGGGGACGGAAACAUUCGUUAUUAUGAAAUUGUCAACGAAGCGCCCUAUAUUUUCUUUUUAAAUCAGUUUUUAUCAGGCAAUCCGCAGCGUGGUUUAGGCUUUAUGCCAAAACGCGGCAUGAAGACCAGUCAAUGCGAAGUGUUUCGUUUCUAUAAGUUACAUGCGACGAAAGGUGUUUGCGAACCGAUCUGCAUGAUUGUCCCGCGGAAAAGCGAUCAGUUUCAUGAGGAUCUUUAUCCUGACACGGCUGCGGCGAAACCCGCAUUAUCCGCACAGGAAUGGAUUGGUGGGCGAGACGCAAUGCCAUUACUAAUGUCCUUGCGUACUGGGGAAAGUGUCACAACAUGUAAACCACGAGUGUUCAAACCGUUGACGCCGACCAUCGAAACGCCGCCGGUGGUCAUACCGGUUUCGUUAGAAAACAACAAGAAAAAGUUCGCUUUUCUUUCCAUGGAAACCAUUCCAGAUUAUAGAUCUAAAGACACUAUCAACGAAAAGAACAAUAAGACUUCCACCAACCAAAGUACCAAAUUUCAUCAAUUGCAACAGAUGUUUGGUAAUAUUCACAAUAACAGGGAAAAUCUCAACGAUGACAUGCCGUUGAUAAAGCAAAUAAACACAAUUGGCGAUAAUAUAAACACUGAAAACGACUUAAAGAGAGCGUACAAGGCGCAGGGCGAGGAACUGCGGUUGGUGAAAAAGCAACUGGCGAAUAGUGAAAUUCGCGUUAAAGAGUUGGAAGAUCAAAUUAGAAGAUUGCAGCAGCAUUUGUGAUCCGACACGAUCCAGUGCUUCCAACUAGAUUCACAGCUUUAAUAUUUGUAUUUAUUAUGUGUGUAAUCAAUUAAGUUUAAGUUCAAUUUACGUGUUACCAAAUCAUUUAAGCUUAUGACAUUGCGUUGUAUAUUCUGUUUCAUGAUCUCUACUGCACAAACGGUUAUGGGCUGUUUUUUUUUGGUUCUUUGCGGAUUAUCAUGACGCGCUAAAUGAUAGAUUUUAUGAAAUUUACCAGUGAAAACUGUCAAAUUGUGUUUUCUUUGUUAUACAUAUUCUAUAUUUAUAUAUACGAUGGAAAUAUUCGAACAGUAAAGUAGUGCGUGUUGAGAAACAUUCAAAAUAGUUACAAUGUAUUACUCUAUGAUUGUUAGAGCAAUAGACAUAGGAAAAAGUUGAAUGUAUUUUGUUGCUAGAUGAUAUUUGUUAGAAUAACUAGUUGACUAUGUAUUGUUUUUAUAAAAUUUGACAACAAUUAAAUCUAAUAUGACCAAGA
This is a messenger RNA of Dalotia coriaria, 2578 nucleotides long. Its product is annotated as coronin-2B-like. The coding region runs from base 439 to 2082 and encodes 547 amino acids. The transcript is spliced from 8 exons. The record is from RefSeq and is a predicted model, not a curated record. Gene Ontology annotation, molecular function: actin filament binding. NCBI's taxonomy places the organism in Eukaryota, Metazoa, Arthropoda, Insecta, Coleoptera, Staphylinidae.